CCGACUAGACAUACAAAACUCAAGAAGGCUGAUAUUCUGAAAAUGACGGUGAAACAUAUACAAACGAUGCAACGACAGCAUUUGAGCACGGCUGUCGUUAACAAUCUGACGAUGCUACCAAAAUUCUGUUCUGAAUUUUCCGAAAGUGCUACCGAAGUAUUGCGAUAUAUCAACUACCUCGAUCCCGCUAUCAAGCAACAAUUGGUAUCACACUUGAACAACUGCAUGAGUCAUCUUCAGCAAAUGGCGCCGUUCUACAAUCACUACGUGUCCUACAUACCGGAACGCCUCUAUCCGGAGGUAAAGGUCGGUUUCCAGAGCGAUUUCCAGAAUGGAGAUAAAACUAACAACGGUAGCGCGAGAAUACAGAUACCGCAUGAUUUGCAUGGAGUUCACUUAAACCCCAGUCGACUGCCGACCGACGAAUGGCCACUCUUGGUAUCGCAAUCCGCCGGUAUCUUUGCGAAUUUCCCGCCAACCACGGAUACAUCUACCAGGAUUGGUCAAUCAGCUUUCACCGCGAUUCAGAGACCGCACAGCCGGCUGCUGAACCCUUCGACUUCCACGUCUAGCUACGGCGACGGAAGUUAUCACUUAGAACAUCCGCAUGCAUCGUCACCCAAUCAUCAUCAGCCGCAACAUCGAUUCAAGUUACUGGAGCAAAGUCCUGCGUCGUCAAAGAGCUUUUUGUCUUCAUCGGAGACCCAGAAAUCUCACAUUAGCUCGAGUAGCAAGCGAAAGUCGCCGACCACAACAUUUCUGGAACCUAAGCUCAAGGAUAAUGUCGCUACUAAAAAAAAUUCCGCAGAAAGUACGGAGAGUACUAGUCAUAGUAGCGGCUUUGCAGUGCACAGCUUGCGACUACCCUUUUCCGUGAUUACAGACAAGACUUAUUAUCGCGCUCCGAAUAGCUCGUUGCUCGUGCAAGACAGUCUUAGAAAACGGUCUCAUUCCAACGAGAUUUUGGCAAUUUCAGAUAAGAGACCGAGAUAUCAGGGACCCACUAGUUCGUACUUCUCAACAAAUAAUGUCGACGCGCUUAAAAGCACAAAUGAACAUUUGAUUACGGCCGAGGAUUUGCCGGCAAGUCAAAAUUAUCAGACUUCACGAAACACAAAUACAAAUUCCAAUAAGUUUUCAAUAAGACCGGCAGGUCCUUCCGGUUCUAAUAACGACAUGUGGAGACCUUGGUAA
Pseudomyrmex gracilis is the source of this 1194-nucleotide messenger RNA. RefSeq names its product protein hairy-like. Gene Ontology annotation, biological process: regulation of transcription by RNA polymerase II; regulation of neurogenesis; anterior/posterior pattern specification. The annotation marks the transcript as partial. Lineage: Eukaryota; Metazoa; Arthropoda; Insecta; Hymenoptera; Formicidae. The transcript has a single exon. The record is from RefSeq and is a predicted model, not a curated record. Gene Ontology annotation, cellular component: nucleus. Gene Ontology annotation, molecular function: DNA-binding transcription factor activity, RNA polymerase II-specific; RNA polymerase II cis-regulatory region sequence-specific DNA binding; protein dimerization activity.